Labeo rohita (rohu) is the source of this 2961-nucleotide messenger RNA. RefSeq names its product DNA topoisomerase Ia (gene top1a). The coding region runs from base 123 to 2399 and encodes 758 amino acids. The transcript has 21 exons. Gene Ontology annotation, biological process: chromosome segregation; DNA topological change; DNA replication. NCBI's taxonomy places the organism in Eukaryota, Metazoa, Chordata, Actinopteri, Cypriniformes, Cyprinidae. The record is from RefSeq and is a predicted model, not a curated record. Gene Ontology annotation, molecular function: DNA topoisomerase type I (single strand cut, ATP-independent) activity; DNA binding. Gene Ontology annotation, cellular component: nucleolus; chromosome.
UAAAUUUCGGGCUUGGUCUGUUACACAACUGUGUCUUUCUUCAUUCUGCCUACAAGCUCCUCGCCGGCAUUUUACUUUAACAGGCUUUUAACUGUGUUAUUUUAAACAUAAGACCCAUAGAAAUGAGUGGGGACCAUUCCCACAACGAUUCCCAGAUCGACUCGGGAUCCAGGCAUAAUGAUUCUCACAAACACAAAGAUAAAUACAAGGACAAAGAACACAAACACAAGGACCACAAGAAAGACAAAGAACGUGAGAAAUCAAAGUACAGCAACAGCGAACACAGGGACUCCUCGGAUAAAAAGCACAGAGAUAAAGAUAAAGAGAGGCUGAAGCUCAAAGAUGGGUCCUCAGACAAGCAGAAGGACAAACACAAAGAGAAGAAAAAGGAGGAAAGGUCUUUCGAUGGCAAACCCAAAAAAGAGAAGGAGAAUGGAUUUGAAAGCCCUUUCAUCAAGUCUGAACCUGAGAAUGAUGACUUCUACCACUCUCCAAAACACGAGAAGUCCCUGAAGAGAGAACGCGACGAUGACGAUGCCGAGUACAAGCCCAAAAAAAUUAAAACCGAGGAUGACCGGAGUGAAAAGAAGGCAAAGAAACGGAAACAGGAAGAUGAGGACAUAAAGCCCAAAAAGAAAACAAAAGACAAGAAAGGAGAAGUUGCCGCAGAUGGCAAGAAAAAAGCAAAAAAGGAGCCAGAAGAGAAGUGGAAAUGGUGGGAGGAAGAGAGGUACACAGAUGGUGUUAAAUGGAAGUUUUUGGAACACAAAGGGCCUGUAUUUGCGCCACCAUAUGAGCCUCUUCCCGGCAAUGUCAAGUUCUAUUAUGACGGAAAACACAUGAAACUCAGCCCUGGCGCAGAGGAGGUGGCCACCUUUUUCGCAAAAAUGUUGGACCAUGAGUACACCACUAAAGAUAUUUUUCGGAAAAAUUUCUUCAAAGAUUGGAGGAAGGAAAUGACGUCUGAAGAGAAAUCCAAAAUCACAGAUCUGAACAAGUGUGACUUUUCUGAAAUGGGCGAAUAUUUCAAAGCUCAAUCUGAAGCCAGGAAGGCCAUGACUAAAGACGAGAAACUGAAAAUUAAAGAGGAGAACGAGCGCCUUCUGCAGGAGUAUGGCUUCUGUGUCAUGGACAAUCACAAAGAGCGCAUCGCCAACUUCCGUAUUGAGCCUCCGGGCUUGUUUCGUGGCAGAGGUGACCAUCCCAAAAUGGGCAUGCUGAAGCGUCGUAUCCGACCUGAGGACAUUAUCAUUAACUGCAGCAAGGACUCAAAGCAUCCUAAACCACCACCUGGGACGAAGUGGAAGGAGGUACGUCAUGACAACAAGGUGACGUGGCUGGUGUCCUGGACUGAGAAUAUCCAAGGCUCUAUCAAAUACAUCAUGUUGAACCCCAGUUCAAGGAUCAAGGGAGAAAAGGAUUGGCAGAAAUAUGAAACAGCCCGCCGGUUGAAAAAGUGUGUGGAGCGUAUUCGCACGCAAUACCGUGACGACUGGAAAUCAAAAGAGAUGAGGAUCAGACAGCGUGCUGUUGCUCUUUACUUCAUUGACAAGCUGGCUCUGAGAGCAGGUAAUGAAAAGGAGGAAGGAGAGACGGCUGACACGGUGGGCUGUUGCUCACUUAGAGUGGAGCAUCUAACUCUACAUCCAGAGAUGGAUGGCCAGGAGUACGUGGUGGAAUUUGACUUCCUUGGUAAAGACUCCAUUAGAUACUACAACAAAGUCCCCGUAGAGAAGAGGGUUUUCAAAAACCUUCAGCUGUUCAUGGAGGACAAGGAGCCGGAGGAUGACCUCUUUGACCGCCUCAAUACCUCCAUUUUGAACAAGCAUCUUCAGGAGCUGAUGGAUGGCCUUACGGCUAAAGUGUUCCGUACUUACAAUGCCUCCAUCACACUACAGCAGCAACUGAAUGAACUCACAAACCCUGAAGACAAUGUUCCUGCGAAGAUCUUGUCCUACAAUCGUGCUAACCGAGCGGUAGCCAUCCUGUGUAACCACCAGAGGGCACCACCCAAGACGUUUGAGAAGUCCAUGCAGAAUCUUCAGACAAAGAUUGACGCAAAGAAGGAACAGCUUGCUGAUGCUAAAAGAGAACUGAAAAGUGCCAAGGCUGACGCCAAAGUACGCAAAGAUGAGAAAUCCAAGAAGGCCGUGGAGACCAAGAAGAAGGCUGUGCAGAGGAUUGAGGAGCAGCUUAUGAAGCUGGAGGUACAAGCCACCGAUCGUGAGGAGAACAAGCAGAUCGCCCUGGGUACCUCCAAGCUUAACUACCUGGACCCGCGUAUCUCAGUAGCCUGGUGCAAGAAGUUUGGCAUCCCAAUAGAGAAGAUCUACAACAAAACUCAGCGUGAGAAGUUUGCCUGGGCUAUCGACAUGGCUGAGAAAGACUAUGAAUUUUAAAUCCUCUUUGCAGUUUUACUUCUCCCUCCACACCCCAUCCUUUUUUUUUUUUUUUUUUUUUUUUUUUUUUUUUUUUUUAUUAAAUAGAUACUUUUAGUCUAAGUGAUUUCCAGCAGGUUGUGAACCUGGCCAGGGAAAAGAUGUGAAGCGAGCAUAGUGUCGGAGGCCUGAAUGUCGUCAUGAUUUGGGUGACUGAUUUUUAUUUUUUAGGCUGACCUGUAAUCUUGUAGGUUUUAUUGGGUCGAUCUUUUAAGAGUGAAGUGCGGCCUGUGCACGAGGUUGCGUGGUCCUUAAGCCAGGAACUGGAGAAUCAGUGGCUUGACCUUUUGAACACUUUUACUGUCUCACUCCCCCUGCCAUCUCUGGACAAAGGGGUGCAAGGAUGUCUGAAAACUAUGAACUUACAUGGUCCUAUAGCUACUGUAUUCAACUACAAAUUGCUUUGUGGAUCAUUUCACUUUUAGUUUUGCUGUAUUUUUAGCCCUCCUGUAUUAAUAAUGAAUUCUAUAUUUUAAUAGAAGAUUAAAAAAAAAAAAAGAAAAAUCAAAGAAUUGCUUAAGUA